Messenger RNA from Rosa chinensis, 303 nucleotides. Its product is annotated as protein GLUTAMINE DUMPER 5. NCBI's taxonomy places the organism in Eukaryota, Viridiplantae, Streptophyta, Magnoliopsida, Rosales, Rosaceae. Gene Ontology annotation, biological process: regulation of amino acid export. The record is from RefSeq and is a predicted model, not a curated record. Bases 1 to 303 code for a protein of 100 amino acids. The transcript has a single exon.
AUGGCUAUUCUUGUUGUUUGUGCUCUCUUGAUCUUGGCUUGCUCAUUUUGGAAGAGACAUAAAGAAGACAGCAGUGCAGACAGAGAUUUGGAGUCGGGUAGUGAUUCUGUGAAGGUGUUUAAAGACAAGGUUUUGGUUAUAAUGGCCGGAAAUGAGAACUCUACUUACUUGGCCACCCCGAUUCCGGUUUGCCCUACUAAAAGUACUAGUUUUGAAGAGGAAUCAGAGAAGAUAAAAGGAGAUGAUAAGGAAGAGAACUGUGAGAAAUUGAAAGAGGCAGCAUCGUCAACACCAAUGAGCUAG